AUGCUUGAUCAGAAAUUAGGCCUAGUUCACAAUGACCUGGCGGCCAUCCACUCCAAACUGAGCACAACAAAACAGGAGAUUUUUGUAGAAAUAAGGAAAGAAAUUAACUUUGCUAUCGAAAAAAUAAAUCAAGAAUUCACUGCCACCACUGAUCGUUUAGAUGACCAAAUUUCGUGCUUUAAAGCUGACCUUUCAUCGCUGGAUGUAAAAGUUAAGGAGCUGGCGUCAGAAAAUUCGCGUUUAAACGCUGAACUGCUUUCUAUGAAGAAUAAUAGCCAAAACAAAAUGACAGAGACCUCUACACUACACGACAUUGUUGACCAAAUGAAGUUAGAGAUCAACGACAGGGAUCAGGCAUUACUCCUCAAUGAUGUAGAAAUAAGCGGAGUUCCAGAGCAUAAGUCAGAGUCCACUAUCCAUAUAGUCCAAACUAUUGCACUUAAAAUAGGACUGAACAUAGACGAGCGAGACAUAGUGAGUGCCAAUCGUGUCGGCCAACCUCGCACCAGCAAUACUGAGGGGGGAAGAUCGCACCAGGACAAUAGGACAUCAAGUAGUGAGACCGCGUCAGCCAGUGCUAAUCAGGACCUAAUUCGCAACAGUGGCAGCGCGAGCGGGCCGCGCCCUCGGCCGCUUGUCGUGCGGUUCACUCGCCGAGCGCUCCGAGACGAAUUAUUAAAAAGUGCGCGUAGCCGCCGCGGGCUGGACUCCCGGGACGUUGGUCCUCCCGAUCAUAUACCUACUAAGCUUUACCUUAACGACCGGCUCACAAAAACGAACCGGAGUAUCUUCUGGCAGGCCCGACAGGCUGCUAAUGCUGCAAAUUGGAAGUACGUCUGGACGAGGGAUGGGCGCAUCUACGCCAGGAGAUCCGAUAGCGGCGAAUGUAAAGCUGUUCCUAUUAAAACAGAGAAAGACAUUGCGCGUGUUUUUGGCGUCGCCCCCUCCUCCUCAUCGGCUAGUAAAUAG
Messenger RNA from Leguminivora glycinivorella, 969 nucleotides. RefSeq lists its product as uncharacterized. Lineage: Eukaryota; Metazoa; Arthropoda; Insecta; Lepidoptera; Tortricidae. The transcript has a single exon. The record is from RefSeq and is a predicted model, not a curated record. The coding region runs from base 1 to 969 and encodes 322 amino acids.